AAAUUGAGGAGAGGCUUUAUUAGAAACCACCGGCUUGUUGCGUCGCGUCGCCGAGAAAGCCUGAUUGCGCGGUGAAGAGUUACUACUUAAGCUGCCAACAGAUGGUUGCGUGGGGGGCCGUGACUGUGUAUAGACUACGUGUAACAUUUAACACGUUUGUGUGAAAUGCCUAUAAAGUCCAUAUUAAAAGAAUAAAAAUGCCGAUAAUACCAGCAUGAUAAACAUUUUUCGUUCAUCAUGAAGAUGAAUAUGAUUUUUGUCCAGAACACAAACCAACUAAAGGAAAAAAAAUCAAGAACUAAAAAGGAAAAGUGAACGAGUUGUAAACAAAGAAAAGGAGAACGAAACACCUAGAGUGGCUAGAGAAAGUCGGGGUUACUCAAAAAUGGUUUAGUAAUUCAAAUUGGUUACAUCUCCUAGUCCAUUUUUUCAGACUUUGAAAUAACAAUAAUAAUUGAUAAUUCCCGCCAUAGCAAUGCUCAAGUUUGGUCGCAAAUUCAGUCAUCAACUCCAACCUCUAUACAUCAUCCAUGGCUGCCGCCGCCAUUUACUGUAUUCAACAUCAUCAGCAUCGGAAUCUCAUCCAUCAUUGCAGAUUCUUUUGGUUGAUUAUCUAGGGUUUCCCUGCAAAAAACCCCUUUCUCCAACCAAAUUAUCUCGAUUUCUUGAAGAGCAAGAGGCCAAGAAGGUCAGUGAUUUUGAUUUCGCUAAAAAUGUUGUUUCAGUUGUUGAUUUCUUUAAACAAAUUGGAUUCGAACAACCCCAAAUUAAAAAGGUCGUUGCUUAUUUACCUAGAAUCCUGUGUGCUAAUGCUGACAAAUCCCUAAAACCUAAAAUCAAGCUUCUUCAGGAUUUGGGAUUUUCUGGGUCUGAUUUAGUUAAUGCUAUAUUGGCUAAUCCUUUGAUGUUAACCCGAAGAAUGCGUCCUCAAAUAGAUGCUAUAAGGGAUGUUGUGGGUAGUGAUAAGAAUGUUGCUAAAGUCUUGAGGCGGUCGAAAUGGCUUUCGUUUACUCAUGCUGCUGAUAAUCAUUUGAUUCCCAAUGUUAAAUUGUUGCAAGAAUAUGGAAUUUCUAAUGACAAAACUGUGAAUUUCAUGCUUCAGCAACCAAAAGUCUUGUACAGGAAGCCAGAUAUAUUUCGUGAUAUGUUGAUUAAGGUUGAGGAUAAGUUUGGGAUUCCUCGUGAUUCUCCUACGUUCUUGCCUGGUCUUUACUUGGCUUGUUAUAAGGAGGAGAGCGUUAAGGGUAAAUGUGAUAUAUUUAAGAGUUAUGGAUGGACUCAUUCUGAUGUUUUGAGAUUAAUUGGGCUAAAUCCUUAUUGCUUGGGAUUAUCUGAAACAAUGAUAAAAAAGAAGUUGGAAUUUCUUAUGAAAGAGCUCGGUUAUAAGCCUGCGUUGUUGGCAUCGCGUUCUAACUUGAUGGCUUAUAGCCUUGAGAAAAGAUUGUUGCCUAGACAUAAAUUGCUGCUUUUUCUGAAGGAGAAAGGUUUGCUAAGUAGGGAUUACUGUCUUCUAAAUAUUGCUUCCUGGAAUGAGCCUAAGUUUAUAGAGAAGUACAUUGAACCAUUUAAAGAUGUUGUACCUGACAUACAUCAAGUUUAUCGUAGCACUAGUGAUAUACCACCGACUCCAUAAAGAGCUGAUACUGUUUGAUAGCGUUGAAGUUCUCUUGCUUCUAGAUGUUGGGUUGUGGGCCUUCGUACGCCGUAAUAAACAAAUACAGUAUGCAGACUGAGUUAAGUCCAACCCACUUUACAGAUAUCAGGCUACAUAUACCAGUGCCAUUGUAUGAAUCUUGCAAAGGUUUUUGCAAUGAUUGAUUGGGUUUUGUUUCUCUAAUCUACUACUUUUGGUUGUCGCGGUAUGUAUGAGUAUGUUUUGUGGUUCAGUAGUAUGCUUAGGACUGUAUCCACUCCCAAUUUCCUCUUUUUAUGUUUUUGCAUCAAAUUACUGCUAUAUCAUGUAAUGGUCAUAGAAGAAAUGUAAUUUUCUUAAAUGUUUUUGUACUUGACUGUACUCUGUCAACUGUUCUUUUAGGAAGUCAGGUUUUAUGCAGUUCUAGAAGUUGAAUAAGUCCUCCUUUUGUCUUCUCCUUUAGCAAAUAGAAUGUACUUAAAAUUUAUCCUUUUAUCGUGUAGACAGAUGAUUUAGGCACUAGAGAUUUAGAACUUCGGAAAACUACAUAAGGUUAUGAUGCCUUCCUAAAUCUUUUGACCUUAUAUUGGUUAUCCUUGUAACUCAAUUGUGCUAUUUAUCAAACUAUGGAGUAAUCACUUCAUCCAUUUGCUAGUUUGUAGCUUUCUGUGUUAUCUUUGAGAUUAUCAAGAUGCUGCGUUUACCAAGUAUGCCUUCAACACAGUGUAAAAACAUUAUAACUUGUUGCCUUUUCUGAGUGAUGUUAUUAUCCACCCCUAACAAGUUUUAAACGGAGUAUAUUGUUGAGUGGGUUAGAAUUACGUUAUCUGAAUUACACAUCUGGUUAUGUAUAAUUACUGAUACCAUAGAAGCUGUUCCCUGAAGUUUCUUUUUUC
Chenopodium quinoa (quinoa) is the source of this 2529-nucleotide messenger RNA. RefSeq names its product transcription termination factor MTERF2, chloroplastic-like. NCBI's taxonomy places the organism in Eukaryota, Viridiplantae, Streptophyta, Magnoliopsida, Caryophyllales, Amaranthaceae. Gene Ontology annotation, molecular function: double-stranded DNA binding. Gene Ontology annotation, biological process: chloroplast organization; regulation of DNA-templated transcription. Gene Ontology annotation, cellular component: chloroplast. The coding region runs from base 476 to 1633 and encodes 385 amino acids. The transcript is spliced from 2 exons. The record is from RefSeq and is a predicted model, not a curated record.